AUGGCCUCCGAACUCACUCAACAACCGGAUCGUCGGGAGGAUUACGACGUCCCUGGACCUUCAAGCUCGACACAGCAAACUCGACGACCCAUCGCAUGGCGACUAGACGAGACGCCCGACGUGAUCCUGCUCCACAUCCUCAAAUACCUCCCGCCCGUCGAAAUCGAACGAUGUCGAGUGCUGUGCCGCUGGCUCCAGGAAUUCAUCGACGAAUGGCGCUCAAUUCUGCCGCCCGUCCCGCUGCAUCGACUCGAAUUGUCACCUGGAAAGAUGCGUAUCUGGCAAACCGAGAGCAGCGGUGCGUAUCGAGGUGUGCUCUGGCAAGCCACCUCCACCGAAGCCUACGAACUCAGGUUACGUCAUCUCCGCAGGCGUAUCCGGGUCGAUUGUCUAACUUUGAGGGACAUUGACUGGAUUUCCUUCGCGCGGCACCCGAUAGCUUGCCAGCGUCUCUUCCUCUACAUCGCUUCCUCAACCCUGACAUUUACGCAACUACUCAAUCUACUCGAGUCGCAGCCCAACUGUCGACAGCUUGAUCUAGUGGUGGAAGGAACGUUGGCGCCACCCCCUUGGGCGUUCCCCGGCCGCCUCGGGCAUCACCUGCUCGGCCGCCUUGAAAAUCUUCGACUCGUCGGCCCAGGAGCACUCGCACUCGUCCCCCUCGAUAAUAGCAUCCUCCGACGUCGUCAAUACACUCAGCUGUACGCCGUGGACGACGGAGAGCCACGCGUCACCUCUCAAGGCCUCAUUGCCGUCGUCGAUGAGUGGCGGCAUCGAGGCCGGCGAGUCGAAUACAUCGCACUCCGGGUCGCCGGUGACGAGGCUCAGCGGCAUCAGUUCCACCUGCACUUCCCGGAUGCGGCCGUGGUUAACGUGCGGCCGGAGGGCGCGGUCGACGGGCACUUGGAGCGGAUAUCGGCCCUCAACCGCACCUCCGAUACCUCAUUUGCUGGCCAUGAUCUCCAACAGGGUGGAUCCCGAUCGAUACGACUGCUCAUCGAAAGCGAACAGCCGGGCGUCUACAAGCGGGCCAUA
Messenger RNA from Mesorhabditis spiculigera, 1035 nucleotides. NCBI's taxonomy places the organism in Eukaryota, Metazoa, Nematoda, Chromadorea, Rhabditida, Rhabditidae. The record is from the annotation of a GenBank genome assembly.